AAAUAUAAUAAAAAGGAAAACAUUUUGGGAGCAAACAAAAAUUUCCCACAAACUGAGGGGUGCUCUCUCUCAGUUUUCGCUCCCUGCUUCUCUGUGUCUUCCAAAAAUUUUCACUUUCUCUUCCCCGCGCUCUUUCCCCCCCUUCUCUUUCCCUCCAUGUGACUAUCCUCUUUCUAAAACUGAUAAAUAAUCACAUCCUAUUAUCCCAAGUAAGUGAACCCUUUCCUUUUUCUCUUCCAUGCCUUCCAUGUCUAUUUUCUAGGGUUUUUCGUUUCUCAUUUUUUUGUUCUGUUUACUCAAUUGGACUUAUUUUGAGACGCUUUUACCUGCAUGCCAUGCCAGGCCAUUCCAUUUUGAGUUUCAAUGUUUCAGGUAUCACACAUUAUUGUUCUGGGUCAGUGAGAUUGUUGCUUGCAGUUGUGGGAUGAGGUGAAGGGCCAGCAUUUUGUGUCACUGUGAAGAUAUUUGAUGAGAGUUGGACUCUGGUGAGACAAGGGAAGAAAAGUUGCCAUCUCAUUGGGUAUUAUUGGGUUUCAACUGUCAGUGGAAUGCAAUAAAGAGGAGGCCAUUAGAGCAAAAGAAAUUGCGGAAAAGAAAAUGCAAAAUGGGGAUUUUGUUGGGGCACGCCGGAUUGCACUGAAAGCACGGCAACUCUAUCGUGACCUUGAUAAUAUUUCUCAAUUAUUAAUGGUUUGUGAGGUUCAUUUUUCUGCACAAAACAAACUAAAUGGAUCAGAAAUGGAUUGGUAUGGAGUUCUCCAGAUUGAGCAGUUUUCAGAUGAGUCUGUUGUCAGGAAGCAAUUCAGAAAGCUUGCUCUCUCUCUUCAUCCUGACAAGAAUAAGUUUGCAGGUGCAGAGGCUGCUUUCAAGCUGAUUGGUGAAGCAAAUAGGGUGCUUACAGACCCAACCAAACUUUCGUUGUAUGACAUGAAGUGCAGAGGUUCACUGAGAUCUGUUGCACCAAAGUCAGCAACUGAUCAGUCAAAUAAAAACUCUUAUGCCAAGAAGCAGCAUGGUGCUGCAAACAAGUUCGCUAAUACGCCUCAUUCGCAGUACAUGAGUUCACAUACUUAUCAGCAGCCACAACAGACAACAUUCUGGACACACUGUCCCUCUUGCACCGUGAAGUACCAAUACUACAGAGAAUUUCUAAAUAAAAUGUUACGGUGUCAAAAUUGUCAGCAGCCUUUUAUUGCUAAUGAUUUGGGUACAUCACCUGGAUCUUCCUGGAGUCAGUUCCUCAAUGAGAAAAGAGUUCCAAAUCAAGGUCCUUCUAAAGUUGCACCAGAAAAUAAUGCAGGGAAGCCAUCUGGUAUGAGCUUUCUGCAUGGGUUUUCAGGGUCAGAACUGAUGCCUAAGGUAGGAAGAGCUGCAGAUGUUUGUGGUAGUUCUAAACCGAAAGAGUCAAAGGCAGAAAAUGCUGCUGGAAUCAGUGAGGGUUCUAAACCACAUGAGAAAUUGAAUGGGCAUGUGGAUGUGGAAGCUGGGAUAGGAGGUGUGCCAGUGUCGAAGCCAGAUGCAACAAAAUCUAAGGUGCCAGGAAGUAUUGCAAGUAGCAAGAGACGGAGGAAGUCAGUAGCAGAAUCCAGUAAGAAUUUUGACAAAAGCAGCAAUGGUGGCACUGAAGAAAACAUCGUUGUUGACGAAAAUGAUGGUGAUCUUUCUGCACAGAAUUCUAGACCCAGUGACAGCCAUCCAUCUAGGAGAUCUUCAAGGCAAAAGCAGCACAUUUCUUACAAGGAAAAUUUGAGGGAUGAUGAUUUUGUUGCCCCUCUUCCAAAAAGAUCUAGGGGUGGCAGUUCAUCUGGUGUGGAUGAUGGGGAGAUAAAAGCAAGUGCAGAUGGUGGAGUACCAAGAGAUAUUCCAGCUGGUUUUGCUGCUGCUGUGUUGAAUAGAAACAACAAAGUGGUCAAACAAAAAGCAAGUUCCAGUCUCGAAGAAAGAUCAUCGAACAAGAAAAGCAAAACUGGAGAUUUUGACGCUACAGUAGAUGAAGCGUCCAUGUCAGAGAAGGCUGGUACAAAGUUGGAGAACGGUGAUGAAAAUCCGAAAAUUGACACAUCAAAGUUAAAUUCAGAUGAAGCACCAAAAUCAGAGAUCUUUGAAUAUCCUGAUCCAGAUUUCAGUAACUUUGAGAAAGAUAGGGCAGAGAGCUCUUUUGCUGUUAAUCAAGUAUGGGCUAUUUAUGACUCAGUUGAUGGCCUGCCCAGAUUUUAUGCUCGGGUCAAGAAAGUGCUCACACCUGGGUUCAAGCUGCAGAUAACUUGGCUAGAGGCAAUCUCACAUAACAAAGCUGAGCAACAAUGGCAUGAUGAGGAUUUGCCUGUUGGUUGUGGUAGGUAUGAAAAUGGAAACACUGAAACUGUAGAUUGUCAAAUGUUCUCUCACCAAAUGCAUUGCAUGAAUGCUGCCCGCAAAGGCACUUACUUGAUAUAUCCUAAGAAGGGGGAAGUAUGGGCACUCUUUAAGGAUUGGGACAUUAAAUGGAGUUCUGAACCAGAAAAGCAUAGGCCACCGUACCAAUUUGAAUUUGUGGAAGUUGUGACGGAUUUUAGGGAGGAUGUUGGCAUUGGGGUUGCUUAUUUGGGUAAAGUGAAGGGAUUUGUUAGUAUUUAUCAGCAAGUUGACUGUAAUGGUGUUCUAUCAUUUUGCAUACGACCAAGUGAACUGUAUAGAUUUUCCCACCGAAUUCCUUCAUUCAGAAUGACUGGUCAGGAAGGAGAAGGUGCCCCUGCAGGGUCUUUUGAACUUGAUACUGCUGCACUGCCUAGUAAUCUUUACAACCUCGUUGAACUUGGUGAUGUGAAGGUUGGAAAGGAGAAGCUGGAUGCUGAAGCGGAACCUAUAAAGCGCUCUGAGAAGGUUUGCACUCCUAAGAAUCUCAAGAGUGGUCCUGAAAAAGGAACUUCAAGACAUGCAAGAUCUGCAGGAGAAUCAACUGGGACAUGUAGGGAUGACAGUCAUAUUGAUGCAGGUCAACGGGCAAAAGAUGAGGAUGGUAACAAAGUUGCUAGUCAUGGCAAGCUAACUCAACCUGAAGGAAUCCGUACUUCUUCUCAGGAUACUGAGAGGAGCGCAACCCAUAAGAAAUUGGAGAAGGUAAAAUUUACAGCAGGGGCCUGGACACCUAGAAGAUCUCCUAGAGAUUUAAGCAAGGGAAGUACUCCAGUAAAUGCAAGUCAGUCUACAGCAGAAGACGCUGACAAGCAUAAUUCAACAAACAAAGAUGGAAGACACGGGCAACCAGGUGCUUCCUCAUGUCAGCCUGAUAAUAAAAUGCAUUUCCAUGUGAAGAAUGGAAGUUUAGUCAGUCCCACGAAAGGUCAGGAGUCUUCAGGUUGUAAGGUUAUAGAAGUAGAGCACUAUGAUUUCAAGAGCGAAAAGUCCAAGGAUAAAUUUCAACCGGACCAGGUAUGGGCACUGCACAGUGAUAAGGAUGGUUUACCCAGGGAUUAUGCUCAGGUUAAGAAGAUUGAAUCCACUAAUGGGUUCAAAUUGCAUGUGGCAAUGCUUGAAGCCUGCCCACUCCAAAAAGACAUGCCGACUGUUUGCGGGACAUUUAAAGUUAAAAAUAAAUGCAUAGUGCUUCCUGUCACUGCAUUUUCUCAUCAGGUGAAAGCGAAGCCAAUUGGGAAGAACAAAUGCGAAAUUUACCCUAGACAAGGGGAGAUUUGGGCAAUAUAUAAGAUCUGGAAUGCUGAAUUAACGUUUUCAGACCAGGAUGCAAGGGAAUGCGACUUUGUUGAAGUGGUAGAAGAAAAUGAGGGGGGUGUGAAAGCUGUAGUUUUGAUACCCGUUAAUGGAUCUGCAUCAUUUUACACGGCACCAAGAAGAUCAAAACGCAGUAUAAUUGACAUGCCACGGGCUGAGUUUGGUAGAUUUUCUCAUCAGUGUUUAGCUUCCCAGGUUGUGGGAAAGAACAAUAGUUUCCUGAAAGGCUAUUGGGAGCUUGCUCCUUCAUCAAUUCCUGGUUCUGUAAUUUUGGUAGAUUAAGCGGUCAUAUUGUAGGUAGGUUGCUUACUGAUCUUUGUGGAAUGCUAUGAAAUUGUUCCCUGUUAUAAGCGGAAUGAAGUUUGUAGAAACUUUGGCAAUAUGGGUUUUUCUUCUCAACCAUUGAUUUUUUUUUUUUUAAAUCUAUUUUUAUUUGAUCUUUAGAAUUUAAUUAUGUUAACAUUAUCUCAUUUGGUAAAAUAAGCAUUUAUUUCUUAUGAUAGAA
Molecule: messenger RNA, 4216 nt
Organism: Hevea brasiliensis (rubber tree)
Lineage: Eukaryota; Viridiplantae; Streptophyta; Magnoliopsida; Malpighiales; Euphorbiaceae
Exons: 3
Coding region: 598-3993 (1131 amino acids)
Source: RefSeq, a predicted model, not a curated record